Messenger RNA from Prorocentrum cordatum, 309 nucleotides. Lineage: Eukaryota; Dinophyceae; Prorocentrales; Prorocentraceae. The record is from the annotation of a GenBank genome assembly.
GAAAUGGCGGAGAUGGGGAAGGAUCAGGUCAAUAGCACGCUGGAGUUGGAGAUGGAUUCUGCAGCAGCGAGGGGCGUGAUACACAUACGCGGAGUUGGACGGGCGCUGCAUCUACAGGCGCGGUGGAUCCUGCAGCAAGAUCUGGUCCGUGACGGAGAGAUGGAGGUUGCAAAAAUUAAAAACCAAGGGCCAAGCGGUGGACACUGGCCUGGACUCAGCCAGCUGCGGCUGACGACGCUCAGGCGUCCCAAGGUUCUGACCAAGGUGCUGGCGGCGGUGCUCAUCACCACGCAAGUGGACGCGAACUAG